UUUGUCCGUUGACAGAAAUCGAAGCUGUUCUUCGCAGCGAGUUUCUGUCAUGGAUGCUAUGGCGGCGCCAGUUUCUUCCCCUAUCUUUCCGACACAGAACCUGCCGUCUUCGUUUCCCGCUACUUCCCCGUCGUCUCUGAUCUUUCGAAGGAAGAAUCUUGGAAGGAAUAAUCUCAAAUUCAAAUCUUUGAGAAGCCUCUCUGUUCGCGCUUCCUCUACUCCCGAUUCUGUUGUGACUCUGCUUGACUAUGGAGCUGGGAAUGUCCGAAGCGUCCGUAACGCCCUUCGCCAUCUCGGUUUCAGCAUCAAAGACGUUCAAACGCCGGAAGACAUUCUGAAUGCCGAUCGCCUUAUAUUUCCCGGUGUUGGGGCGUUUGCACCUGCCAUGGAUGUGCUUAACAAGACCGGGAUGGCGGAAGCCUUGUGCAAAUAUAUCGACGAUGACCGUCCAUUUUUAGGAAUAUGUCUUGGGCUACAACUACUUUUUGAGUCUAGUGAGGAGAAUGGACCAGUUAAAGGUCUUGGCUUGAUACCGGGAAUAGUUGGACGUUUUGAUUCUUCGAAAGGUAUCACAGUUCCCCACAUUGGCUGGAAUGCUUUGCAACUGGGGAAGGAUUCAGACAUUUUGGAUGAAGUUGGAAAUCGUCACGUAUAUUUUGUCCACUCGUAUCGGGCCAUCCCGUCAAAUGACAACAAGGAAUGGAUUUCAUCUACCUGCAAUUAUGGUGAAACCUUUAUAUCCUCCAUCAGAAGGGGAAAUGUCCAUGCAGUGCAGUUCCAUCCAGAAAAAAGUGGAGAGGUUGGCCUCUCUGUUUUGAGAAGGUUCUUGCAUCCAAAAUCAUCUGUGGCAAAGAAGCCAAAGGAAGGGAAGGCUUCAAAACUUGCAAAGAGGGUGAUUGCUUGUCUUGAUGUGAGGACAAAUGAUAAAGGAGAUCUUGUUGUAACCAAAGGGGACCAAUAUGAUGUGAGAGAACAAUCCGAUGAAAAUGAGGUUAGAAACCUUGGCAAACCAGUGGACUUGGCUGGGCAGUAUUACAAAGAUGGGGCCGAUGAGAUUAGCUUCUUAAACAUAACUGGGUUCCGCGAUUUCCCUCUAGGGGAUAUGCCAAUGCUGCAGGUGUUGAGGUACACGUCAGAGAACGUUUUUGUGCCACUAACGGUUGGAGGUGGUAUUAGAGACUUUACAGAUGCUAACGGAAGGUAUUAUUCAAGUUUGGAAGUUGCUGCCGAAUAUUUCAGGUCUGGUGCUGAUAAGAUCUCCAUUGGAAGUGAUGCUGUCUAUGCUGCAGAAGAAUAUCUGAAAUCGAGGGUAAAAACAGGAAAGAGUAGUCUAGAGCAGAUAUCUAGAGUUUAUGGAAACCAGGCUGUGGUUGUAAGUAUUGAUCCACGUAGAGUUUACGUCAGCAAUCCUGAUGAUGUGCCAUACAAGGUCACACGAGUAGCUAACCUAGGCCCAAAUGGAGAAGAAUAUGCCUGGUACCAGUGCACGGUCAAGGGAGGACGAGAAGGUCGGCCUAUCGGAGCUUAUGAGCUUGCAAAAGCAGUUGAAGAAUUGGGUGCUGGUGAAAUACUACUAAACUGCAUAGACUGUGAUGGGCAGGGAAAAGGAUUUGACGUAGACUUAGUAAAGCUUAUAUCGGAUUCAGUAAGCAUCCCGGUUAUUGCAAGCAGUGGAGCGGGCGUUGUGGAACACUUCUCUGAGGUAUUCGACGAGACAAAUGCAUCUGCUGCCCUUGCUGCUGGCAUUUUCCACCGGAAAGAGGUACCGAUCCGGUCGGUGAAAGAGCACUUGCAGAAGGAGGGCAUAGAGGUUCGGAUCUGAGAGUCCUCCAUCCGGACAAGCUUAAUCUGCUUGUCUCCCUCCUGUUGUAUUCUUCUGAAACCAUGAUUGAAGAUUCUCCAUUCUUUUUUCUUUCACAGGCAAUUUCUUAUGUUGAAUUAUAAGAUAUUUCAUUAUCAAGGAUGCGAGGGAAAUUACUAAUUGUUCAUGUGCGUUUA
Molecule: messenger RNA, 1998 nt
Organism: Tarenaya hassleriana
Lineage: Eukaryota; Viridiplantae; Streptophyta; Magnoliopsida; Brassicales; Cleomaceae
Product: imidazole glycerol phosphate synthase hisHF, chloroplastic
Exons: 19
Coding region: 50-1822 (590 amino acids)
Biological process (GO): L-histidine biosynthetic process
Molecular function (GO): oxo-acid-lyase activity; imidazoleglycerol-phosphate synthase activity
Source: RefSeq, a predicted model, not a curated record